AUGCCCAAUCACCUGGACACACACGUCCUCACGGUCGACGCAGACCUCAUCCACAAAGUCAACACGGAAAACCCUGCCAACCUCUACACCAUGUGGACCGUCUUCUCCCGCUGCGCAGACUCAGUUGAGCAGGGCCGGAGGCUAGAGAACCUCAGCUGGAGGCUCUGGCAGAAGAAGCAGCUGGCCGACCUUGACGGCAAGACGCCGGCCAUGACCACCACCCUCCAGACCAUCCCGUCCGACUCCAGGCUGCCCGAACUCCCUCAGCUCUCGGGCAGUGUCGACUCCCUUGCCGACGACGAGGCCGUCGAGUUCACCUCGGUCUCUGCACCGCUCGAGAUCGUCCGCCCUAGGAUACACAGGCAAGACUCGUCCACCAGCAGCCGCAGCCGCCGCGACCGCCACACCAGCUCCGACGAGGUCGAGAAGAUGAUCGUCUCCAUCGUCAAGGACAAGGCUCCCCUCUCGGCACCCGCCCCUCCCAAGGCCAAGCUCGCCACCGCUCCGGCCCAGAAGGAGGUGGAGAACGAGACGGAGGCGGUCCCGCCCUGCCAGACCAUCUACCGUUCCGGCUCCACCACGACCGAGUCUCAGUCCUCCAAGACGUCGGACAUGCACUCGGUCAUGUCGCGCGCCUCGCUCGACAUGCAGCAGACGCAGCCGCAGCCGCAGCCGCAGCCGCAGCCGCCGCAGCAGAAGGCUCGCACCCAGGUCGUCCGCGGCUUCUCGCCUCGGCAGGCCCCGGCUCCCCUCCUGAAGACGCCCGAGGUCGAGGUCACGGCUGCCGACGUCGCCUUCCCCGAACCCAGGUCGUCACCCGCCCCCGUCGUGGUGACGCGCACCGGCAAGCAGCCCGCCGCCUUCGCCCUCGGCGGCUCUUACUCGUCCAGCGAGCAGGGCCAGAGCGUCGAGACGCGUCAGCGGGUCGGCCCCACCUCGACGCCGGCUCCCGCCCCCAAGGCCAAGACGGCCGCCUUCAAGCUCGGCGGCUCGAAGUCGUCCGAGGAGGACGCGUCGUCUCUCAAGAGCGCCCUCCACUCGAGCCGCGACGGUGGCCACGACCUGUCGGCGCAGAAGAAGCAGGCCUCGUUCAGCAGCCGCGUCGUGACGCACACGAUGGAGCCCGACUCGGCCAUCGAGUCCGACUCGGAGGGUGACUACAUUGACGAGAGCGCCAUCGACGACGACGACGACGACUCGUCGGACUGGGAGGACUCUCUCGAGGACAGCGGCAAGUCGAGCGUGGACGAGAAGUACUUCCAGCGCGUCGACUCCAAGGCCAACCUGACCUCGCGCCGCUCCCUCAUCACGCUCAUGCUGGCCCAGAACGACGACCGCGCCAAGAAGCUGAGCAGCCACGCGUCGCAGUCGACGUCGGCCCUGCUCCAGGGCAAGGCUGGACCGUCGGCUCCCACCCUGGGCGCGUCGCCCGACGACUCGGACGACGCGCCUCUCAUGAUGAAGGGUGCGCGCCAGCAGCGCGCCCAGCAGCAGCACGGCCUCAAGCCCAUCCGCGAAGGCCGGACCGGCGCGAUGCCGAUGGCGAUGCCGACGCAGGGCCAGGUCUACGGACAGCAGGCGCUGUCCCCGCGCACGACGCGCCGCAACAUGCUCGCCACGGAGCUGACCGAGUCGCUCCGCAGGCACCUCCUGUGGGAGCGGUCGCAGAAGUCGUCGACGGCCAACGCGGUGCUCAAGCGCCGCCACACCUCGCACGACGUGGCCAACCUGAGACAGUAUCCCGAGCGAUCGUGCAUGAAGAAGAGCGAGGACGCCAAUGCCAACAGCAUGAACCAAUUCUUCUCCAAGGAGAGCUUUGAGGGAUACCACGCAAAGGGUUGGUAG
Geosmithia morbida is the source of this 1845-nucleotide messenger RNA. Its product is annotated as Protein of unknown function (DUF3295). The record is from RefSeq and is a predicted model, not a curated record. Gene Ontology annotation, biological process: mitochondria-nucleus signaling pathway; regulation of nitrogen utilization; negative regulation of transcription by RNA polymerase II. Gene Ontology annotation, cellular component: cytoplasm. Lineage: Eukaryota; Fungi; Ascomycota; Sordariomycetes; Hypocreales; Bionectriaceae. The transcript is spliced from 2 exons. The coding region runs from base 1 to 1845 and encodes 614 amino acids.